AUGUUAAAAGUUGUGGGAGCUUCUUGGGUUAAAAUUCGCAUGUCAACAUGGAUUAUUGGUAUCGUUUUGGUUUUUGGCAUAAUUGUUGUUAUACUGGGACAAAUGGGAGAAUCAGAAGAAGAUGGAAAUUAUUCAGCAACUGCUUAUUGGAAUGAAGAAACGGGUUUUGAAAUUAAAUUCUGGGGACAAGGAUUGGAAAAAGAUAAAAUACCCAAAGGAGUGGCAAGAGUUUAUUUUCAACCUCACAUCGAUACAACUGGGUGGGCUAUUAUAGAUGUGGAAACUCAGUCAGAAUAUCCGGAUUGGGUACAGGCAUAUGCAGCAGGAAUGCUAGAGGGUAGUUUAUCAUGGCAACUCAUUUAUUGGCAUUGGAAAAAUACCGUGCAAUCCGUUUGUCAAAAUCAAACACUUUUUUGCAAAUACAUAAAAAAAUACCUGGAAGAAAAUUUUAAAUCUGUCAAAGAGUUGUACGAAAAUACAGACGAUCCAUAUUGGCAUCAGGCCUAUCUUUUUUACAUACAAUUGGAAGGAAUGCAACAAGGAUUUGAACAUGGAGUCAAAAGAAAAGGGUUAAUAAUUGAAGAAAUUGAAUUUAUUGAUUUUUUAUGGAUGAAUGCAGCAAGCGACAUAAUCGAUUUAGAAUAUAAAUUCUACGAUUCGAAACCUUAUUCUACAACAACCACAAAUUCUUCUUCUUUUUCGGCAAAUAAUAAUAAUAAUAGUAAUUUAUUAUUGAAAAAAUUAAUACAGGGAAGAUCGGACAAUGUGGAAUCCAUGGAAAAAUUAUCAUUCGUCGGUUGCGGAGUGACUUUGGGAUCGGCUUUGUUAAAUUCAUUCCAGAAUAUGAGAAAUUAUUUUUCGCCCAUAAUUCCGCUGGACCAAACAAAACUUUUGGUCGCCGGAACUCCGAUAACGGUUUUCAAUAAAAAUUUAUGGAAUUUAGUUUCUCCUUUGAAGCAGUUGUUGAGCGGGGUGCGGGUUGUUGUUGCCAAUCGUUUAUCGAACAACGCAUCGGAUUGGGGUAGUUAUUUGUCAAAAUACAAUUCCGGAACCGGAAAUAAACAGUGGUUGAUUAUAGACGUGGAUAAAUUCAAAAGAAAAAUAAAUGAUUCGUCGGUUGGAGAGAGAGAAAAUUUUUUCUGGGUUGCCGAACAACUUCCGGGUCAUUUUAAAAUUGACGAUUUGACGGAAAAUCUUAUCAAUUCGAGUUAUUGGGCGAGUUACGGACUUCCGUUUUAUAAGGACAUGUACGAAAUGAGCGGAACGAAUUACAUGAAAGAAAAUUUCGGCGACGCAUUUUCCUACGAAAAUUCACCUCUGGCUAAAAUAUACAGGAGAGAUCAUAAUAAAUCCACGUCGAUAAAAUCAAUAUUAAAUCUCAUGCGAUCAAAUUCAUUUAAAAGGGAUCCAUUGUCGUUGGGUAAUCCAAGAUGUGCAAUCGGAGCUCGGGGUGACAUUCCAAACAAAGUUUCCAAUUCUUUUCCAAUCGGUGUCAUCGAUUCGAAAAUAAUAUCGUUGGAAAAAAAAUUGGAGAACGUGACGUCAAACGAUACGACGACGAAUAAUAAUAAUAAUAUUAUACCCUUUAAUAACAACGUUUCAAACGAUGAAUUGAUUAUAUUUAAAGCGGUUGCGGGUCCGGCACAUUCGUUGCAUAAAAAUUCGGAAAAUUUAAAAGGAAAUGACGAAAUAAGAAAAGAAAAAAAUGAAACCGUAGAAGUAGAAGGAAUAGGAGUAGGAGGAGGAGAUGAUGACACUUUAAAACCGUUCAAUUGGCAAAAUAGCGUUUUCAAUGAAUUUCCUCAUAACGGUCAUCCAAAUAAUUGGGAUUUUGAUGCAAUUUCUUUAUCACCAUAA
Molecule: messenger RNA, 1857 nt
Organism: Pediculus humanus corporis (human body louse)
Lineage: Eukaryota; Metazoa; Arthropoda; Insecta; Psocodea; Pediculidae
Exons: 9
Coding region: 1-1857 (618 amino acids)
Biological process (GO): phospholipid catabolic process
Cellular component (GO): extracellular region
Molecular function (GO): glycerophospholipase activity
Source: RefSeq, a predicted model, not a curated record